AUGAUGUCAACAUCAAUUUUAAUAUUAAUAGUGGCGAAAGCCCUACCUUCAAUACAAAAACAAAUAUCAUCAAUACAUUUUACUAGAAUAUCUGCUAUUAUAUUAAUAAUAUCAGGAUUAUUAAGUUUAAAUACUCUCUAUAUUCAGUCAAUUGGAUCCGGAAUAGGUAUUUAUAGUGGAUUAUUUCAAAUAACAAAUAUCAGUCAAACAAUAGAAUUAUUUUUAUUUACAAUAGGAUCAAUAAUAUUAAUUGGAUGGCCUAAUUUCACUAGCGAAGCAACUCAAACUAACAAUAAUUUACAAAUAGAAAGUAUAAGCUUAGGUAAUCUAAAUAAAGCUAAAGAUUAUUCAAUAAUAGUAUUAUUUAGUAUAUUAGGUUCUUCAUUAUUAAUAUCAAGUUUAGAUUUAAUAUCAUUUUAUUUAAGUUUAGAAUUACAAUCUUUUGGUUUAUAUAUAUUAGCUACUUUAUAUAAAGAUUCUGAAGCUUCUACUAAUGCUGGAUUAAAAUAUUUUUUAUUAGGUGGUUUAUCAUCUUGUUUAAUCUUAUUAGGAUUAGGUUUAAUCUAUUCAAAUACAGGUUUAACAAAUUUAGAAUCAAUAUAUAUGUUAAUAUUAACAACAAAUAUACAAUAUGUAAUAAUUGGUACAAUAUUUGGUAUAAUUUUAAUAGUAAUUGGUUUAUUAUUUAAAAUAUCAGCUGCACCUUUACAUAAUUGGUCACCAGAUGUUUAUGAUGAAACUCCCACAAUAGUAACAAUUUGGUUAACUAUAGUACCUAAAAUAUCUUUAUUAAUUUUAUUAUUAGAAAUAUAUUCACCAUUAUCAACUGAUUUUAUAAUUGCAUUGCAACCGCUAGCAAUUAAUUUAGAUUGGCUAAUUUCAAUAAAUAAUGAAAUUGAUGGAGGUGCUAUAAUAAAAAAUAUCUUUUUAAUUAGUUCAAUAUUAUCUUUAAUAAUAGGAACAGUUGUUGGUUUAGCACAAAUAAAAAUAAAAAGAUUAUUAGCUUAUAGUACUAUAUCACAUAUAGGAUUUAUGUUAUUAGCUUUAGCUAUUAAUACAGAACAAUCAAUAGAUUCUUUCUUAUUUUAUUUAAUACAAUACAUAAUAACUAAUUUAAAUAUAUUCUUAAUAUUAUUAGCUAUUAGUUAUUAUUACUUUAAUAACAUACAAGUAUUGCCAAUGCAAGGAGAAAAAGAUGUAAAGUAUAUAACAGAUUUACAAGGAUUAUUUUAUGCUAAUCCAUUCUUAAGUUUAAGUUUAAGUCUUUCUUUAUUCUCUAUGGCAGGUAUUCCACCUUUUGUAGGUUUCUUUUCAAAACAAUUUGUAUUAUAUUCAGCAUUAGAUUCUGGUUAUUAUUUUAUAAGUUUAUUAGGAAUAAUAGUAAGUGUUAUAAGUGCUACUUAUUAUUUAAAAAUAAUUAAAAUAUUACAUAGCCAAAAAGAAGGAUUGAAUAUGCAAGUUAUUAAUACAAAUAAAGUGCAAGGAUUGCCAAUGCAAGGAGAAAAUAAUUUAAGUCAAUUCCAUAGUUUAAUAAUAUCUAUAUUAAGUUUAUUUAUAUUAUUAUUUAUAUUAAAACCAACAUUAAUCUUAAAUAGUACUCAAGUACUUUCACUUACUUUAUUUAAAUUAUAA
This is a messenger RNA of Coprinopsis cinerea okayama7#130, 1632 nucleotides long. NCBI's taxonomy places the organism in Eukaryota, Fungi, Basidiomycota, Agaricomycetes, Agaricales, Psathyrellaceae. The record is from the annotation of a RefSeq genome assembly.